AUGUCGCUAAGACAUCUCUCGAAGCUGCGCAUCAUCUUAUCUCUCGAAUUCUUAAUCUGCAAUGCCCUCCACAAAAGAUUAACUUGUUAUGCCGAAGUACUCUGUGCCCUUUUCUAUGCAGCCGAAUAUUCGAUCAACGAACAGCUCUAUCCGCCACAGUCCAAUGUGGAUUACAUCUACAAUCAUAUCUGUGAAAUAUUUGCUGAUGCAUUUGAAAAUCUCAGAAAGUAG
Gongylonema pulchrum is the source of this 231-nucleotide messenger RNA. Lineage: Eukaryota; Metazoa; Nematoda; Chromadorea; Rhabditida; Gongylonematidae. The record is from the annotation of a GenBank genome assembly.